AUGGCGGACCAAGAACAGAAGGCAGUCAUGUUGAUUGCAGAGGCUGAGAAAAAAUUAAAGUCUGUUAAAGGAUUAUUUUCCUCUUUAUUUGGAGGUGGAUCGAAACAAGAGGAAGCAUGCGAAUUGUAUGUCAGAGCAGCAAAUGCCUUUAAAAUGGCCAAGAAGUGGCCACAAGCUGGGAAGGCAUUUGAAGAAGCAGCCCAGCUUCAGCUGGCUUUGGGCAGCAAACACGAGGCAGCCACACAUUAUGUUGAUGCUGGAAACUGUUAUAGAAAAGGAGACCCCAAUGCUGCAGUCAGUGCUUUCUACAAAGCCAUUGAAAUUUAUACAGAUAUGGGACGAUUCACAAUUGCAGCUAAACAUCAUGUAACUGUUGCAGAAAUAUAUGAGACUGAGUUGUCAGACAUGGAAAAGGCUGUUCACAAUUAUGAACAAGCAGCAGACUACUACAAAGGAGAGGAAUCAAACAGCUCUGCUAACAAAUGUUUACUCAAAGUGGCCCAGUUUUCAGCAACAUUAGAAAAGUAUGAGAGAGCGAUUGAAAUCUAUGAGCAGGUUGCAACUUCUUGUAUGGACAACUCCCUGCUUAAGUACAGUGCCAAGGAUCACUUCUUUCGGGCUUCCAUCUGCCACAUGUGUAUGGACACAGUAAAUGCACAGGUGGCUGUUAAGAAAUAUGAAGAGAUGUUCCCUGCAUUUGCAGAUGCUAGAGAGUGUAAACUUGUCAAGAAAUUACUACAAGCGGUAGAGGAUGACAGUGUGGAUCAAUUCACAGAAGCGCUAAAAGAGUUUGACAGCAUAUCCCGUUUGGAUCCUUUCCUCACCACCCUUCUUCUGAGAGUAAAGAAACAGCUGAAUGCAGAGCCAGAUCUGUGUUAG
Candidula unifasciata is the source of this 879-nucleotide messenger RNA. NCBI's taxonomy places the organism in Eukaryota, Metazoa, Mollusca, Gastropoda, Stylommatophora, Geomitridae. The record is from the annotation of a GenBank genome assembly.